This is a messenger RNA of Lethenteron reissneri (Far Eastern brook lamprey), 3780 nucleotides long. Its product is annotated as homeobox protein Nkx-6.2-like. The record is from RefSeq and is a predicted model, not a curated record. Gene Ontology annotation, cellular component: nucleus. Gene Ontology annotation, molecular function: DNA-binding transcription factor activity, RNA polymerase II-specific; RNA polymerase II cis-regulatory region sequence-specific DNA binding. Lineage: Eukaryota; Metazoa; Chordata; Hyperoartia; Petromyzontiformes; Petromyzontidae. Gene Ontology annotation, biological process: cell differentiation; regulation of transcription by RNA polymerase II.
CUCCACCCCCCCCCCCCCGCAGAUUAGCGCACAACCGCACGCACAUCGCACGCACAUCGCACGCACAUCGUUCAACAUCGCACGCACAUCCCACCACUCACAUCCUUUGCACUCCGUUUGACGGGCGUUUUUUUUAUGGGUGGGCAAAAUUAUUUUAAAUAUUUACCAACAACGAGCGAAUCUACGGCGUCUCAUCUAACAACGACAACAACACGAUAAUAACAUCAGCAAAAAAAUCGGAGAUAACAAACUUACAGGAAAAAAAACACAAGCAGAGACCUCGAACCGCGUUGAGUCAUCGGUUAUGGGCACGGCGCUGUAGGCGACUUGAGAGGCAGGUUUAAGUAUCGGUCGCUACAUCAAUGGAACGACAUUGCCCACACACAACCCGAUGCCUCUGCCGUUUCCUCGACUCCUGCACCAAACAUCUGGCAGUGCCCAGUGCUCGUCGUCGACCGCUCCGCACGGACCGGCUGUAAUGUUAGCCGUCGGGCAUAUGGAUGCUACGAACCGGCAGAGCGCUUUCGUCCUCAGCAGCCCUCCUCUGGCAGCCCUGCACAGCAUGACCGAGAUGAAGGCGCCCCUGUACCAGUACGCGAUGCAGAACUCGCACUCGGCCGGCUUCAAGACUCACUCGGCCGCGGGACUCACCGGACUCAGCUCGCAGCUGGCCGCGGCCGCAGCCGCCGCCGCAGCGGCCGCGACACCGCACGGCAUCAACGACAUCCUGGGGCGGCCCUCGAUGCAUUGCGCCGGCGGCGUGGGGCCGGGGCUGCUGUCGGCCGGCCUCACCAGGGGCCUCGGGGGCAUCGGGGGUAACCCGGGCGCCGCCACGGCGGGCGUCUACUUCGGCCACGGCGCCGCCGCGGCCGCUCACGCCGCCGCGGCCGCUCACGCCGCCGUCGGCCGCUACCCGAAGCCACUGGCCGAGCUGCCGGGCCGCCCGCCCAUCUUCUGGCCGGGACUCAUGCAGACGUCGCCGUGGAGAGACGCGCGCCUCGGCUGCUCCCCGACGUCCGGCGCAGUGGUUCUCGACAAGGACGGGAAGCGAAAGCACACGAGGCCGACCUUCUCGGGCCAGCAGAUCUUCGCGCUGGAGAAGACCUUCGAGCAGACCAAGUACCUGGCGGGUCCCGAGCGCGCCAGGCUCGCCUACUCGCUGGGCAUGACGGAGAGUCAGGUCAAGGUCUGGUUCCAGAACCGGCGCACCAAGUGGCGGAAGAAGCACGCGGCCGAGAUGGCGACCGCCAAGAAGAAGCAGGACUCGGAGACGGAGCGCCUCAAGGAGACGUCGGAGAACGACGAGGAGGAGGACGACGACGAGUACAACAAGCCGCUCGACCCCAACUCGGACGACGAGAAGAUCAGCCAGCUGCUCAAGAAACACAAACCUGGCUUGGCCGUCGGUCUCCAACAACAACAACAACAGCAGCAGCAGCAACAUCAUCUGGGGAGCCCAGACCACGAGCGGCCAUGAAGAGAGAGGACUGGGGGGUGGGGGUGGUUGGGGGAAGAUGGGUGGAUGGAUCUGUUGGAGGGAGAGGGGACCAACCUUGCACCCUCCCUCCCCUCUGGUGCCCCCCCAUCCCCAGAGACCCCACGCGAUGUAAAGACUCCCCCCCCCCCAUCAUCCCGGGGUGUGGGGAAUUAUCGGCUCGAUGCGUGGUACCUUCGCUUGGCAACGAGAGCAACGAUGGACAUGCACACGACGUGUUGAUGUCCACGUGGUCGGACGAAGAUGUGUAUAUAUUGUUUUGUUUUUUUAUCGAUAUAUAUAUAGCGCUAAGUUAUGAAGAGACAAACAAAAACUAAAGACUCAUCAGCGAUUACUACGAUCAUGAUGAUGAUGAUUAUAUAUACCUACGCAGAGUGAUACGCGAUUAUUUUGGUGGGUAGGUGGGUGCGGGAGAGGAGGGGCGGGCGGGGGGCUGCUGAUUAAGUGAUGCAGGAAGAUGACUUUGUGGAGUUGGGAUUUUUUGAUCGGCAGCACGCCACUCUCGGCCCCCCGUCCCGUUGCCCCCACAGCGUGAAUGUACAUAGCGCUUGAGUGUAUUUAAUAAACACUGCUAAUGUAUAAUAUAUUCAACAGCGGCAUCGCGUAUAUAUGUAUAUGUACUACACAGCACUGAGCUCCACAGCACUGACUUAUUAGCGAUUAACGAGGUUGGGUGUUUUUGGUUCUUCAUCUUCAUCUACUUCUUCUCGUCCUGAAAAAUCCGACGGGGUUUUUUUGUUUUGUUACGGGAAUGAACUCCAAAGUUGGACAUUGAGUAGAAGAGACGGAUGGAUCAAAUGCGGUCCUCUGGACGACUUGUGAUUCUGCCGCUACAAAAGAACUUCCCGAGAAAUCAACACAAGGGAUGGGAGCGCACGGACGCGAUCAUUGGUGACAACGACGACGAUGAUGGUGGUGGUGGUGGUGGGAACGACAAUGAUGAUGAUGAUUAUUGACCAUCGACCCUCGAUGGUGACUCCGGCGAGUACCCGGACCGCGACUCGGACUCUGAUCGCCGUCUCGGCCCUCUUCACACUCCGCAACCCCUUGCCCUCCCCCCGGUUCGUGAACGUUGUUUCUGAAUGUGUUGUCAGUCACGUGCUGUCCAUAGGCCUCUCGAUUCGGUGUAGACUCCGUGUUCGUAGCAGCUCAAAAUCCCGCUCGGAAAUCCACGAGUAAAAUAGAGUAAGGGUAUUUUAGUUUUGUUAUUUUGUUCGGGCGGGCGGGCCGGGUCUAGUGGUGGUGGCUGAUGCCCCGCGCGUUUUCCAUCCUCUUUGGGUUUUUUUUUUUUGCAUGGCUCGUUCGACGUGAUGAACUGAACAUUUAUCUGAAAAUAAACUAAAACGCACAUCAUCGUCACCACCACCUCCACCUCCUCGGUCCACCCGCCGCUACACUUAACGGCUACUCACAUAACGUGACGCCCACCCCACCACGCCGCUCCCCAAUCCGGCCACGCAAAACUUCAAUUAUCUCUCCCACCUGCACCCCCCCCCCCCGACUCUUCCACCUGCACCCCCCCCCCCUUCCUGCGCCGCUCGCUUUUCCGUGCAAGAACUCGUGGACUCACUGGCGUCGUCGUGUUCGUGUGUGUUUGUCAGUGUCGCGUGUUUAAUGGAAAUAACUAAGGUAUAUGCCACGUGUUCGUGAUCCGAAUAAAAUAUUAUAAUUUAAAAAAAGAGCAACGGAAACUUCGGCACAGUUGGUUUGGUUUCGCGAUGUCUUGUGUCUCGUCGUCACUUUAUUUUGUUUUAUCUCUUUGGGAAAAAACGUUCGGGGCCCGGACCCCGACGUCAGCUGUUCCCGGCUAGUUGUACGUAACAACGUGAAAUCAUUUGAGAUACAAUCACUGCGCAGGGUGUGGCGCGUGGAGCGAAACGUCGGACAUCGUGCCGAACAACCCACGCGCGCGCGCGCUACUGCUCGAGAAACGCAUGGGAGAGGGUGUCAAAUUCGCCAAGUAGUAUUUUUAAUUCGACGCGAUAUUUUCCAUUAAUUUCCUCUCGGAACGUUCACAGCGACUAAUCGUCAGCGCAAAUAUUAAACCGAAUAAAUCAAUCGACGUUCAAAUCUAAACUCGUUGGGUAACACGUGCUCAAUUAAUUGCGUAAAACACUCGGAGCGCUGAACGCGUUUCCUCAGGUGCCCGCUUGUGUGUGCGUACGUAGGACUUCUUUCGCGCCGUACGUAGCGAACCGCUUCGAUACAAGGCGGUUGCGGCUCACUUGUAUUAUUUUGUUUAAAUCUCGAGUCACGGCAUUAUUAUUAUUAUUUCGAUUUAAAGC